This is a messenger RNA of Poeciliopsis prolifica (blackstripe livebearer), 7064 nucleotides long. RefSeq names its product matrix metallopeptidase 16b (membrane-inserted) (gene mmp16b). The transcript is spliced from 11 exons. Gene Ontology annotation, biological process: extracellular matrix organization; proteolysis; skeletal system development. Gene Ontology annotation, cellular component: extracellular matrix. Lineage: Eukaryota; Metazoa; Chordata; Actinopteri; Cyprinodontiformes; Poeciliidae. The record is from RefSeq and is a predicted model, not a curated record. Gene Ontology annotation, molecular function: metalloendopeptidase activity; zinc ion binding. Bases 311 to 2173 code for a protein of 620 amino acids.
GAGCCUAUCUUGCGCAGACUGGGUAGCUUUACUGUACAUGGCCAUUAAUACCGCUGUGGAUGGAUGUAGCCGCUGUUGUGAAUCAGAAUGGCGAGGACAGCAAAUAUAACGCGCCGAGUUACCUCUGCUUGACACCAGAGCUCGCCUCUUCAACCGCCAUCGGGUCUUUUGUUUUUAUUUUUAAAUUAAGAGACGCUUCUUGAAUUCAGCCGAAUCUCGCCUUGACAAGCCCGCACCGAUGGUUUUCAUUUGACACAAAGCAGACAGGCGGCUUCUCCUAAUAAACAGUCGGGAAGAAAAGCGGGUCAUUAUGACCUUAGUAUCCGUCAAUAAAAGAAAACCACCGGAUUGCUUUUACGCGGCAGCGCUCUGCUUGCAUCUCUUGCUUUGGAUUUCGCGAUCCGUGUCCGGAGAGGAGCAGCAUCAGUUCAGCGUUGAGGGAUGGCUACAGAGGUAUGGAUACCUUCCCCACACAGAACCGGGAAUGUCUGUCCUGCGCUCAGCCAAAACCAUGCAGUCAGCCAUUGCUGCUAUGCAGCGCAUCUACGGUCUCAAUGUCACAGGGACGCUGGAUGAGACAACCAAGGAUGAUAUCACUCUAAGAUGGAUGCAGAGGCCACGCUGUGGAGUUCCAGAUAAAAUUAAAAGUGCCACAAGGUCAAGAAGGAGGAGAUACGCGCUGACAGGGCAGAAGUGGCAGCGAACGCACAUAACCUACAGCAUAAAAAAUAUCACACCAAAGGUGGGUGCCCGGGAGACUCAUGAUGCCAUCCGGAGGGCGUUUGAUGUGUGGCAGGGUGUAACUCCCCUGCGCUUCGAGGCCGUUCCAUACAGUGCCCUGGAGACUGGCAGGCGUGACGUGGACAUCACCAUCAUCUUCGCUUCUGGCUUUCACGGUGACAGCUCGCCCUUCGAUGGGGAGGGCGGAUUCCUCGCCCAUGCCUAUUUCCCAGGGCCUGGCAUCGGAGGAGACACACACUUUGACUCAGAUGAGCCUUGGACCCUUGGAAACCCCAACCAUGACGGAAAUGAUCUCUUCUUGGUUGCAGUUCAUGAGCUGGGGCACGCCCUCGGCCUUGAGCACUCGAAUGAUCCCACUGCUAUCAUGGCUCCUUUCUACCAGUAUAUGGACACAGAGAAUUUCAAACUACCUCAAGAUGACUUGCAGGGAAUCCAGAAAAUCUAUGGACCACCAGAUAAAGCUCCACAGCCCACCAGUCCGCCGCCUACAGUUCCACCUCCUCGUUUCCAUCCGCCCUCAGACCCCCGGAAACACGACCGCCAUGCAAGACCCCAUCGCCCUCCGCAGGGGUCCAAGCCGUCUAACCCCAACUCCAAACCAAACAUUUGUGAUGGAGGCUUCAACACUCUGGCCAUCCUACGCCAGGAGCUGUUUGUCUUCAAGGAUCAAUGGUUCUGGAGAGUACGGGACAAUUCAGUGGUCCCCGGCUACCCCAUGCCGAUCAACCACUUCUGGCAAGGCUUGCCUCCCAAAAUUGAUGCAGUGUAUGAAAACAGCGAAGGGAAGUUUGUCUUUUUUAAAGGAAACCGCUUCUGGGUGUUCAAGGAUCGGCAUCUUCAGCCUUCCUACCCUCAGGACAUUUCUCUGUUCGGUAGCGGCAUGCCCACACAGAGUAUCGAGACGGCCGUCUGGUGGGAAGAUGUCGCUAAGACCUACUUCUUCAAAGGAGACAGAUACUGGAGGUAUAACGAGGAGAUGAGGACGAUGGACCCAGGUUACCCUAAACCCAUCUCUAUCUGGAAGGGCAUCCCUGACUCUCCACAAGGCGCUUUUGUGGACAAGGCAAAUGGUUUUACCUACUUCUACAAGGGAAAAGAGUACUGGAAGUUUAACAACCAGCUGCUUCGCGUGGAGCCCGGCUACCCCAGGUCAAUUCUGAGGGACUUCAUGGGCUGCGACGGCCUCCCCAAUGACCCCGACUGGGGCUGGAAUCCCCCGGCGGCAGACGAAAGGCACUGUGACAACAACGACGUGGAUGUGGUCAUCAAACUGGACAGCGUUGGGGGUACGGAGAAGGCUGUGGCGAUUGCCAUUCCUUGCGUCCUGGCGCUGUGCAUGAUGGUCCUCCUCUACACCGUUUUCCAGUUCAGGAGGAAGAGCACACAGCGGCACAUACUGUACUGCAAGCGCUCCAUGCAGGAGUGGGUCUAAAGGGAUUGUUACAGUACAGAGAGCUCUGAGAAAGUUGUUACUUAAAGCCCUAUAACUUGAAGGACUGUAAAGAAGUACGGUACAUGAGGUUUGCCAUUGGGGCAGAUCUCAAGACAGCUGCAACAUGUGAACUGUGCUACAAGGAAGGGAAACUAUCAGCUGACCUCAGUAGAUGACAGUGGCAGAGCUUCAUCUUCUUUGUCCUACUAAUGUGUAUGUAUCUGCUUUGAUUUUUCUUUGGAUCUCAAAAUGAACUCAGUUAAGUGAGACAGAAAUAAUCUACUGUAAGCGGAAUCUUUGUCGAUCCCCAUUUCUGCACGCCGCUGAAAAAGCCCCUAGCACUAACUUCAGAGGACAAAUUAGAUCUAGCCUUCUGCUUUACUUAAUUCAAUCGCCCUGGGUUGUGCUUUUUUUAGUCUAGGACCCCUGUAAAACAUAAUUCACCGUGAGGAGAUACGAAUAUCGUACAUAAACCAAAUAUGACGUUUUCUUCCAAAGAGGAUUACAGCUUGAUGUUGUUUUCGAUCGGAUAUUCUUCCUCCAUGGAUCUAAUGUUUUGGAUCACACUCUGAUUUUCUUUCACCGCCACUGUUCACACCUACUCAUCUUCUCUGUAAGGACAAAAAAGAAGGAGGAAAAGAAACUCAUGACUGUUGUGGCAGUCUGUCUGCUCACCAGGGGCCAAAAUAAUAAUAAUUAAAAAAAAAAACGCACUCUGUAAUACUAAUGAGACUGCCUUAAUCACAGUUUGCUUCAAUCCUUUCUCCUUCUGUUCCCCUGGUGUGGAGGAUGGAUACUGAGUGACACAGCAGGAAGACAGAAAAUGCGUGUGAAGUCAUUACUACUGCCCAAAAUCCAACGCUAAACCAGUAGUUGAGGACAUUUCGGUCCACAGAGGAGAUCUCGAAAAUGUCAGCUGCCAAAGAUCAGCUUUCAUUUGCAGCCUCACAAGAGAGAAAGACAGAGAGUAGAUUUGUUGUGAAUUUGUCUGUAUGUACGUGUGAAAGAUUGAAUAAUCACCCUUGUUAUGUAAGUACUGAGCUCUGCUAUAAUUUAUCAUUAUCUAUGUUGAGUCACAUAUUAUUACAAUUUAGCAACCUUUUAAGUGUGCCAAGUGUUUGUGCCAGAAGAAGGCAUGGGCCGGUUCCAAAGUUCACUAAGGUUUAAAACUUCUAAAGCUUUCCAUCAAACCAGUUCUACUUUUGAAAGUCCUUUUAAUGAGACACCUGAGAAUAUGCCCGAGUGACCAGACUCACUUUUAACUUAGGCUACUACACUAUUUUCUCCCUUAGAAAAUAUAUUAAUUUGGCUGCUCUGAAAUGUUUCUUGUUGCAAAAAAAAAACCAAAAACAUUUGCACCCUUUAGUUGGCACUGAAACUAAAGCAGUGCCACUCUUCAUUAUUAUCAGUUUGAGGCUAUUCUGAAAAUCCAAAAUGGCAAACUUGGAGCAACAUGCAUGGCAAGCAAUCACCGGUAGAGCCUACCUUGUCUUUUUAAAUGAAACAUGUCCCGUAUCCUGCUUAGAUUACUGGUAUCUAAACGUUUUUGCUCCAUUGGACAAAAUGGUCAAGUGGAAAGUAGUCAUGAGCUGCAAAAUUGUAAUUUUUUAAAAUCAAAAACUAAAAAUAAUUUUGUAUUUUCUUUCUUAUAUUUAACUGCUCAAUAAUAAAACUGAAGUCCCACCGCCUAGUGUCCUUCUGUGGUGUUAAAUUUGUUCCAUUUUUAGAUUGGCAUUGAAGGCAACACAAAUUAAGACAAGUAAGAUGACAUCAUGGGAGGUCUGCAGAACAAAUAAACACUGCACAUGUUCUCUGCUGUGCUCCUGUCCUUGCACCUGCUCACCAUCUCACUUAGUGGAGUUAAAAGUAGAUGAGAAAUCUCUGCAUCAGGGGAACUUCAACUAGUCAGUCCGGACUCGUCUUUGGACUGACUUUCCAUUUCUCUGGAAAUUUGGUUUGUUCGUAUUGUUACACUUCCAGUGCCACUCUAUAAGGGCAGAAUGGACAAAAGGUAUAAUCUUCUGUACAAAAGUAUGUCUAAUAAAAACUUUGAUUAAAUUUAGGAGAUGUUUAUUUUAUAUUUUUUAAAUUCUAUGUAUUAAAAUAAAAACAAUGUGUUAAAAGCAGCUCUGGAAGACAUUUAAGAGACCAGUGCAAAGUUUUAAAUUAGCACCUUUAUGUCAGGCAGCCAUUCCAUGUCAUUUGCCAUUUUUUAAUACACGUAUUCAAAAUAAUACAUUUUGUUUCGUCAUUGAACAAUUUCACUCAAACUUAAGCAAUGUAAAUUUUGGAAUGAUCUCGUUUUUCUCCAGAGUUGUUUAUAGAUGUACAGAUAUAGACAUAAAUACAGAAAACAAUGUCAUAAAUGUAAUAGAGCUUUAUAUUAUUGUCACAUCCGUUGAAACAAGUUUGCUUUUUGUUCAAAAUAAAAUAAGUUGGAUCAGAUUUUCCAUAUUUGUUUUAAGUAUAUGUGUCUCUAUGGUGAAAUCGUGGUGUUUUACAGAGUGCAAUACAGCCAGAGUCUCAUCCCGGCCCAUGCACAACAGAGGAAAUAGCGAGCAAGAUGGGACAAGAGAAGGGGGGGAAAAAAUCUGCUUCUUUUAAUACCAGAAGCACUUAAACUUUGUCAGUUCUCUAUCUUCUUAUAAAACUUUUAAACAUUUGUUUUUUUUGUUUGUUUUUUUGGCUGAAUUCAACUGCUUUUGAGAAGAAACCCUUUUUAAGCUUUACCAGGACAUAAUUUGUUGUUUGUAAACUUACAGUUUGCUGAUUUUUUUGUGUUGGGGAAAAAUUUUAAACCAAUAUUGCCUACGUCUUCUGUUUUCUACACUGUAACCUCAAUUAGUCAUUAUAUAAACGAAUACAUAUGGUUGGUUAGAUUAACAAAUUAACAUAUUACUAAUGAAUGUUUAGAACUACUUAUAUAUAUUUUUUUGGAUUCCAAUUGCAUAUUGGAAAGUCAAAAUGAGUGAAGUUUAAUCUGAUGAACGCAAUUCUAAAGAUAUACUAUGAACCAUGACAUUUCAUAUAUUCCAUACACACGUGUAUACAACUCAACUGUAUAUGUAAAUCUUCUCUUGUUUCAGCUAACUUGAUCAGUCAAACUAAUCGCUGUAAUGAAAGAUAAACUCUCUGUUGUAAAAUGGAGUUAAAAUGAUUAGGAGUGAGAGUUUUUAAACCAUUUUUUUACGUAUUACAUGUACAGAUGCAAAUGAUAACACUCAUGAAUGCUAGUUUAAUGUCUUAUUUUGGAAUUGUCUUUGGAAUGCCAUAAAUGCAAAAGUAUUGUGGAGGUUGCAAAGAGCCACUUGGCAAAGCAAAAGUAGAAGUGCAAGAAAUUUGCUCCCUCGGUUUAAAAAAACUGGAUUCGCAAACAUUUGUGUUCAUUCAUGUUUGAAGCAGGAAUGGACUAAAAAAUAUAUUAUGAUGUCUUGUGCGAUAUAAAGGGAACAUUGUAGUGAUAUACACUCGACUCCAAGACACCUGCACCAUUAAAAGUGGAUGUAACAGGAAUUAACGUUCUACAAAAUCUCCUUUUCAACAUGCGCAGCGUUUACUACAGUAAGGACAUUGAUUGCAAAUCCUUGGAGAGAAUUUCUUAAACUGAGGGAACCAAUUGUUUGCUUUAUUGUUUUUGUUUGAAGCCCUGAGGUUCUCCAUUUAUUACAGUUGUAUGAUGUUUUUGGUAGAUGAUUUGUGAUUUCUUAAAUAUUUGUGUUCAUUGAUUUUUGUUCUAUUAAAACAGCCUUGAGCUGCAAUGUUAAGGCGAAGACGUAUUAAAUCAGAAACUGAAGAUGUCCUAUAUCAGUUAUCAAGAGGAGCUCUGGGUGAACUGUGGCUGAUGACUUAGACAUUUAGCUUAUCAUUUGUAAUACAUACAAUUUACAUACAGUAAAAGCUAAUGCAUGCAGAUUUGAAUUGAGAUAAUAUUUGUCAACCUUGAAUUGCUCUUCUACCUGUCUUUAUCUGAGGGGUUAAAUGACAGGACUGCAUAAGCAGGUUUCUCUUGGGUGUUUGAAAGGAUUUGAAAUAGUCAUUAUUUGACUUUUGUAAAAGUUUCCUUAUUGCUAUUCAAGUUUUCAUCAGUAAAUCUAUAAACAAUACAUGAAACCAGUAGAAACAGUGUUUAGAUCUACAGUUUAGAUCUACCCACAUUGACCAGUGUAACUUGGAGAUGGGGCAAAGCCUUUACUAGGUGUUGUGCUUGAUGUUGUGUGAGUUUGUUUACUAAUGGUGAGGGCUCGUGAGAGUAUGAGUUACACAUGACUGAUAAGGAGACUUUGUACUGUAUAUCUUUGCAAUUAUCGUUCCUCAAGUCUUGCAUUGCAUUAAGGGCAAGAAUCUGUCGAUAGAAUCCAGUUUAAAACGUUUUACUUUAGUUUGACAAACUCUAAGUAAUUGUCUAUAAAGUUAUACCAUGGUCUACAAUUAUUUUUAUUUCCUUGUAGCUCUAACUCACUUAGAGUUAGACAGUUUUCUUGCUUUAUUUCGAAGUCUGACUAAUUCCUGUCUUGAUGUAUCAAUCUUGGCUGACUCUUUAGUGAUCUUUCUUUUUUUUCAAGUCUGUCUUGACACUUGCUGCUAAGCAUUAGGGCUAAUUUGGAGUGACAUUAAAGGAAGCAGAGGGGACUGAUCGGACAGCAGUCAGUACACCAGAGAGGGUAAAGAAGAAAAGACAAGGAGAAAUCUCUGCACUCUAGAUGCUUUAUGCAGAUAUGUGAAGUUUAUUCUCACAGACAAACUGUAUAAGAUGUUAACAUGAUUGCAUUAUAUGUAUAUAGUGUACAAGCCAGGCUAUUUGCUGUCUGUUUUGGACAUUUUCUUUCUUUUUUUGAUCAACUCCAUGGAUAAAGAAGAUUAUUUGUGUUGUAAAUAAAAGAGGUGCAUAAUA